AUGGCUCCUAGACUCCCUACUUCGAAGCUCCAUCUGAUCCGUGAUAUGAUAGAAAGCCAGUCCUUUACAACGUCUCAGAUGGCCGAAGAAGCUGAAUGUACCAAGCUUACGAUCAUUAAUAUUCGCAGAAACUUACGCCAAUUUGGAGCCAUCUAUGCCCCUCAAACCCGAAUCGGCCGAAAGCGAACCGUUACACCGCUGAUGAUAAAAGCUCUUUGUGACCACCUUUCUGAGAAGCCUGGUCUCUAUCUCGAUGAGAUGGCUGUCUUCCUGUGGGAUGAGUUUCAAACCAUGAUUACGACUUCCAGCAUUAGAAGAGCCCUUAUAGCGACAGGUUGGUCCAAAAAGGCCGCGCGACAGCGCGCUAAAGAGCAGAAUGCGGAUUUGAGAGACUAUUACCUACACAAUCUGUCCGCGUUUCAGUCGUAUCACCUGGUAUAUGUUGAUGAAUCCGGUUGUGAUAAACGGGUCGGGUUCAGGCGCACCGGUUGGGCACCUCUUGGUAGAGCUCCUUUGCAAGUAACACAGUUUCGACGCGACCAGCGAUAUCAGAUACUGCCUGCGUAUGCUCAGGAUGGGAUAGUUCUCUCACGUGUGUUUCGCGGUACUACAGAUGCCGUCGUUUUCGAAAAUUUCAUAGCUCAGCUGCUCCAUCAUUGCGGCAGAUGGCCAGAACCUAAAUCUGUUCUGGUGAUGGACAAUGCCUCCUUCCAUCAUUCAGAACGGAUUGCACAGAUGUGUGAAGAUGCUGAAGUGAAAUUGCUUUAUCUGCCGCCAUAUUCGCCAGACCUCAAUCCGAUCGAAGAGUAUUUUGCUGAGCUCAAAAGUUUUAUCAGACGUCAUUGGAGUCACUAUGAGAACGACCCCGAGCAAGGUUUUGACGUCUUUCUUGAAUGGUGCAUCAAUAUGGUUGGCGCAAAAGAAGAGAGUGCCCAGGGCCAUUUUCGUCAUGCAGGCUUGGAAAUCGAAAAUUUUGGCGCUUAA
This is a messenger RNA of Penicillium griseofulvum, 984 nucleotides long. RefSeq lists its product as uncharacterized. The transcript has a single exon. Gene Ontology annotation, molecular function: nucleic acid binding. Bases 1 to 984 code for a protein of 327 amino acids. The record is from RefSeq and is a predicted model, not a curated record. Lineage: Eukaryota; Fungi; Ascomycota; Eurotiomycetes; Eurotiales; Aspergillaceae.